Messenger RNA from Sphaeramia orbicularis (orbiculate cardinalfish), 1512 nucleotides. It is a transcript of the gene hacd2, whose product is annotated as 3-hydroxyacyl-CoA dehydratase 2. Gene Ontology annotation, molecular function: 3-hydroxyacyl-CoA dehydratase activity. The record is from RefSeq and is a predicted model, not a curated record. Bases 86 to 820 code for a protein of 244 amino acids. Gene Ontology annotation, biological process: sphingolipid biosynthetic process; fatty acid elongation; very long-chain fatty acid biosynthetic process. NCBI's taxonomy places the organism in Eukaryota, Metazoa, Chordata, Actinopteri, Kurtiformes, Apogonidae. Gene Ontology annotation, cellular component: endoplasmic reticulum membrane. The transcript has 7 exons.
CUGGUGUGGCCCCCUUUCGUUUCCUGAGUCGGUGAACCUGACAGCCGCUGUCGUCCAGGACCAAAACCAGUUGAGGGUUGCAGACAUGUCGGCAGCUGCUCCGGGGACCAGCAAAGCGGCUCACGGUGAUGUGGCUCCGAAGAAAAAGAAGGGCCCCGGCGCCCUGGCUACGGCCUAUCUGGUCAUUUACAACGUUGUUAUGACAGCGGGGUGGCUGGUGAUCGCUGUGGGUCUGGUCAGAGCUUACCUGGCCAGAGGAAGCUACCAUGGCCUAUACUAUUCCAUAGAGAAGCCUCUCAAGUUCUUUCAGACCGGAGCCAUCCUAGAGAUAUUGCACUGUGCUGUAGGAAUCGUGCCGUCCUCUGUGGUCCUGACUGGAUUUCAGGUCAUGUCCCGUGUCUUCCUCACCUGGGCCGUCACACACAGUGUCAGAGAGGUGCAGAGCGAGGAUAGCGUGCUGCUGUUUGUCACAGCCUGGACUGUCACCGAGAUCAUCCGCUACUCAUUCUACACCUUCAGCCUGCUCAAUCACUUGCCAUAUCUCAUCAAAUGGGCCAGGUACACCUUUUUCAUCGUGCUCUACCCAAUGGGAGUCACCGGAGAACUGCUGACUAUCUAUGCAGCGCUGCCGUACGUGCAGAAGACGGGCCUGUACUCUGUCACCCUGCCCAACAAGUACAACUUCUCCUUUGACUACUACACCUUCCUCAUCCUCAUCAUGUUCUCCUAUAUUCCCCUGUUCCCCCAGCUCUACUUCCACAUGAUCCGUCAGAGGAAGAAGGUUCUAGGCCACGCAGAGGACUACAGCAAAGUGGAGUGAGCUGGUCAAACAUUCAGACGCAGAGCAACCAGCCAAAAGAAGAGAGAGCAUUUCCAACUCAACAACAACAACGUCUGCUUAGCGUAAACACAAAAGCCCGACCAGUUCUCAAACUGCCAGAACUGCACCGGCAAAUUGAUCCCAGUUAACUUCCUUUUCCAGCUGUUGUCUGGGUGAUUAUAGAUGCUCACAAAACCUCCACAAACUGUCUUUUUUUGUUGUUGUUAUUGUUUUAUUUAUGAACAAUCUGCAGUUUCUUUGGCCGCAACUGUAAAAAAACAAAAAACAAAAAAAACAAACAGAAUAAACAAAAAAAACCUUGUAUUUUGGUUUAUGGAGCUGCAGUGUGAGUGGUGAGCAGAACUCCGACACAGCAGUGCAUUGACUGGAAAGAUGCACUGAUACAAUCAACAACCUCCUUUUACUAAACAACACCAAGUAGAACAUCCCCAGUAGAUUCCUCACCAUGCUGAUCCGCAGUUAUAGGCCUCUAGUUAGAAACAUUCUCUUUCCUUUUACUGCAGUGUAGAAAGAAUAACGUGAAGAUGGCUAUAGAAUUGAAACUAGGUUGUGUUCAUUGGUGCAAACUGUGGUCCAGAUUUUUGAAGUGUCUUUUUGUGUUCUUUCAUCCAUUACACUCAGAGGUUGAUAACAUUCCUUACUUAGUUCAAUAAACCUUUUUUCAUUCUGUA